Molecule: messenger RNA, 1635 nt
Organism: Debaryomyces fabryi
Lineage: Eukaryota; Fungi; Ascomycota; Pichiomycetes; Serinales; Debaryomycetaceae
Gene: PLC1
Product: phosphatidylinositol phospholipase C
Exons: 1
Coding region: 1-1635 (544 amino acids)
Biological process (GO): phosphatidylinositol-mediated signaling; lipid metabolic process
Molecular function (GO): phosphatidylinositol-4,5-bisphosphate phospholipase C activity
Source: RefSeq, a predicted model, not a curated record
AUGACCUAUGAUACUUUCAAAAUAUUCAUGACGGAAAUUCAGAAGGAGAACUUCACGGAAGAGUACUUAAAAAAGAUAUUUAAAAAAUUCUGUAUUGAAGAUAAGACCUACUGGAUUCCUGAGAACUUUAAUAAUUUCUUAUUAUCAAAAUAUUCAAGCCCGAUGUACAAUGCUGCGACAAACGAAAGUUACUUUGAUCACCCAUUGAACGAAUACUUUAUAUCAUCAUCUCAUAACACGUAUUUGAUGGGUAGACAAGUUGCGGGGGAUUCAUCAAUUGAAGGUUACAUAAAAGCUUUGCAAAGGGGGUGUAGGUGUGUUGAAGUUGAUAUCUGGGAUGGGUAUAUCGAUGGUACAGAUAAUAAUGAUAAAGCAAAUAGCGAACCUAUAGUUAGCCAUGGUAGAACAUUCACCAGUUCUAUUUCGUUGAAUAAUGUGUUCAAAACUAUAAAGAAAUAUUCCUUCAUCACCUCGCAGUUUCCUUUGAUAAUAAGCCUCGAAAUAAAUUGCUCUAUUGAUAAUCAACUUAAAGUAGUUAAAACCUUAAAGGAAGUGUUGGGAGAUACUCUAGUCACGCAACCCAUUGAUGAUAAGUUAACUUUGCCUUCUCCAUUGCAAUUGAAGCACAAAAUUUUAUUGAAAGUUAAAAAGACUAGUCCUUUCAAUGAUCUAAUUGCUAGUGAAAAUGGAAACUACGUUUCUUCUACCACUUCAACUACCACAUCGUUUAGCGAAGAUAACGGAUCUGGUGGAACUAAAAGAAGGUCUUCUUUUAGUAUUAGGAGGAGAAAAGCAAGAAAAAUUACUGAUGUGCUAAGUGAUUUGGGUGUUUACUUGCAGGGUUUGAAGUUUAGAAAUUUUUCAUUACCUGAGUCAAAAACUUUCAAUCACUGUUUUUCAUUAAGUGAAAAAUCAAUUAAUACAAUGCUUAAAGAUGAAAUUAAAUGCGCUUCAAUUGAUAAGCAUAACAGGAAAUACUUCAUGAGGGUUUAUCCAUCGAAUAUCAGAUUAAAAUCAUCAAAUUUCUUACCAAUGAAGUAUUGGUCUCACGGAGUACAAAUGGUUGCCACAAAUUGGCAGACAUAUGACUUGGGUCAGCAAAUUAAUGAAUCUUUGUUUGAAAGCACCAAUAGGAAGGGUUAUGUGCUAAAACCAGACCAACUACGAAAACCGCUAUUAAAAUCAUCAAAUAGACCCUUAAGCACAAAGCAGACAAUCACAACCAAGUUAGAAAUAGAAAUAGUUAGUGCCCAUCAACUUCCCAAACCUAAAGGAUCAGUAUCUGCUAUAAAUCCUUUUAUCAAUUUUGAUAUUACAGGAGCUAGCGAUAUUACAUGGGAUCAUGGCUCAUCCCCCUUAAGAACUUCAAUUAUCCCUGAAAAUGGAUUCAAUCCUAUAUGGAAUGAAAAAUUUAGUGGCACAAUAACUUCGUCCGAUGACUUCGUUUUUCUAAGGUUUUUAAUUAAUGCUUCUUCAUCGGUUUCAGAAGUAGAAGAAGUUCAACCUAUUGGCAUCCUAGUAUGCAAAUUAUUCGAUCUCAAGCAGGGUUAUAGAUAUCUUCCAAUAAAUGAUUUACUAGGAGAAGAGUUAAUAUACUCUACAUUGUUUGUGAAGAUCAAUUAUCGGGAAUUAUGA